AUGGUUACUGUGUUGAGCACCAUGCAUCAUGAUAAAAACAUAAUGGAAAACCACCCGAAAAAGUUGCCAGAGAUCAUCGGCUUCUAUAAUUCUACAAAAUCCGGAGUAGAUACAAUUGACCAGCUUAUAGAAACAUAUACCUGCAAAAGACAAACUAAUCGCUGGCCUGUAGCAGUUUUUUCAAAUAUCGUUGAUAUCUCAGCGCUAAAUGCCUAUGUUUUGUGGACAGAAAUCAAUCCCUUAUGGAAUGCAACGAAAACAUAUAAGCGUAGACUUUUCCAUCAAAAUCUUGGCUUAGACCUCCUUAAUGGAGAAAUUGAACGUAGAAAACGUUUACCAAGAACUCAAUCGUCAGCAGAUAUUGUGCGAAAUGUGCGGGCAGAAUCAGAGCAACCAAGCACCUCGGCAGCAGCAACUCCGAAAAAAAGAAAAGCUAGUCAACGAGCCACCUGCGCAGUUUGUCCUAGCUCAAUUUGUCGCAAAACGUACGAACACUGUACUAUUUGUAAAAAACCCGUGUGUCCACAACAUCGUACAACGGUUACAGUUUCUACGACCUUUUUUCUUGAGCAUACAAAUUGA
Rhagoletis zephyria (snowberry fruit fly) is the source of this 582-nucleotide messenger RNA. RefSeq lists its product as uncharacterized. The record is from RefSeq and is a predicted model, not a curated record. NCBI's taxonomy places the organism in Eukaryota, Metazoa, Arthropoda, Insecta, Diptera, Tephritidae.